Messenger RNA from Balaenoptera acutorostrata (minke whale), 4884 nucleotides. It is a transcript of the gene KCNMB3, whose product is annotated as potassium calcium-activated channel subfamily M regulatory beta subunit 3. The record is from RefSeq and is a predicted model, not a curated record. Gene Ontology annotation, molecular function: calcium-activated potassium channel activity; potassium channel regulator activity. Lineage: Eukaryota; Metazoa; Chordata; Mammalia; Artiodactyla; Balaenopteridae. Gene Ontology annotation, cellular component: voltage-gated potassium channel complex; membrane. Gene Ontology annotation, biological process: potassium ion transport; detection of calcium ion.
AUGGCUCAGGUGGGAGGAGUCCAUUUUGCCCAGCCCCCUGGUCUUAUGCAGCUGUUCAGCAUCCCCGUGCAAAUUACACUCCAGGGCGGCUGGAGACGCCAGGGGAGGACAGCCUUUUCUACCUCAGGGAGGAAGAGAAACAUAGACCACAAUGACGGAGACCCGCCAGAUGUGCACAGGAAGCUGCCAUCCAGUGGUGCAGAGGACCGAGCCAUGCUGCUAGGGUUUGCAAUGAUAGGCUUCUCUGUCCUAAUGUUCUUCUUGCUUGGAAUAACCAUUCUAAAGCCCUUCAUGCUCAGCACCCAGAGAGAAGAAUCUAACUGCACUAUCAUCCAUACGCACAUCUUGGACGACUGGAUGGACUCUUUCACCUGUGGUGUGGACUGCCGAUGUCAGGGCAAGUACCCGUGUCUGCAGGUGUUUGUGAACCUCGACCCUUCAGGUCAGAAAGUGCUCCCACAUUAUAAUGAAGAGGCUGUCCAGAUAAAUUCCAAGUGCUCCUAUACACCUAAGUGCCACUGGGAUAGAAAUGAUUUGCUCGACAGUGCUCUGAACAUAGAGGAAUUCUUUGAUCCAAAUGGGACCCCCUUUUCAUGCUUCCACACUCCAGACAGCCAAUCCGAAGACGUCAUUCUCAUAAAAAACAUGACCAGGGCUUCCCUGGUGGUGCAGUGGUUGAGAAUCUGCCUGCCAAUGUAGGGCACACGGGUUCGAGCCCUGGUCUGGGAAGAUCCCACAUGCCGCGGAGCAACUAAGCCCGUGAGCCACAAUUACUGAGCCUGCGUGUCUGGAGCCUGUGCUCCGCAGCAAGAGAGGCCGCGAUGGUGAGAGGCCCGCGCACCGCGAUGAAGAUUGGCCCCCACUUGCCGCAACUGGAGAAAGCCCUCGCACAGAAACGAAGACCCAACACAGCCAUAAAUAUAAAAAUAAAUAAAUAAAUAAAAAAUUAAAAAAAAAAACAAAACAUGACCAAAUGGUUAUCUUCCACGGUUUAUUUUGGCCUUCAUGUCUGAUAGAUGGCGCCCUGACAGUUGGCAUGGUGAGAUUAACACAAUGCCCGUCCCUCUGAUGUGAAGAAUACAGCACUGCGCUCAGAGACGAGGCAAGUGACAAAGUUCCUUACAUGGCACCGCAGCAAUUCAGACUGUGGCGUGCUGGGAGGAGCAAAGGAAGGAGCAGAGAACUCUUAAGCUGGUGGCCAAAUUAAAGUCCGGGCCUUCAGAUACCUGCAAUUUCUGCACUUGAGGACCUAAUUAUGCCUGCUUGCAAACUAACCAUGUAGAAGCAAGGUAUGACAUUUCAUGUGGGAAAGACAAAUCUCAUUAAGAAGUCUCAUUAUGUAUUUAUUUAUUCUAUAAAUACAUAUAAAUUCACUAUGUUUUUUUUACUCCAAAUCUCUUCACGUCAGCCAGGGAAGCACUCUUUGUUUCCACAGGGCAAACUGAGCUCGCAGUCACUGUGCUUCCUCUAGUAUCAGCUCUAGCUAGAACUCGUCAUCGUGGAAAUAAACGAUGAGGGUUUCUAACCUACUGAGCACGGAACAGCCAGUCUAGUUCUAUGCAACAUAGUUCACAUUAAAACAUUUCUCAAAGAAGUCUUAGUGAAGAGCAGUUCAUUCACUGUAGGAAGAUAAUAAUCUGAUAAUUUCAGAAAAUGUGGACCUACUGUUUUACCUCACCAUCCAUGAGAAAGGAGGAAAGCCGCUGCCUAGGAAAUUCACUAAGCUUAGCCUUAUUUGUACUUAACCUUGCCGUGUACCAUGUGAUUUUUCUUUGAGCGACAAGUUUUUCUCAUUAUGCUUUCCGUAAGCGCAUUUUGUUCUUCGUGUACAUUCUGGAGGGAGUGGGAGAGAUAGCUAGAAAUGUGUUAUGAAGUAGGGAGAAGCUGUACUGGAUGGAAUUUAACAUUCACCUCAGGUAAUCCACAUCACAAAGAAGUCCCACAUGGAUAGUCAACAAUUGUCCGUACUUUAAUUAAUGAAUCAACCAUGGUUAUUAAAUACUGUCACAAGACUCUCCCAACAAGUGCUUUCCAGGUUAAGCUGAAUAUGAGUUGAAAACAGAGUUCGUUCUGAAACCAGUGUUCCUCAAAGUAUCUUUACAAUUUUACUAAAAAAAUUGUACAUCAUGGACAAUAGAAUGACUUUUGAAACAACUUUUAUACGUAGAUGUAAUCAAAACAGAAACUUUGACUCUAAGCCAAUUUAAUUCCUUUUAGCAAAUAAGUGCAAGUCACACAUUAUUAAAUAAACUGAAUAAUAGAGCACUAUUGACUUCACCAGCAGUGAACAAUUUUGGUGUUUUCUCCUCUUUCUAGUGUGGAAUAGUGGAGAGAACAUGUAUCUAUCUCAGAGUACCAUUUUUUUGCAUUUGUAGGCCAUAAUUACAACUUUUCAGAUAUGUAUCCUUGGGCAACUCAGCUGAACAGUUUGAGCCACUCUUAUCUAUAAAAUGGGGGAUGAUCUCUUCUUUCAUGAGGUUAUUUUUAGGGAAGAAACAAGGAAGAGUAUGUAAAACACCUAGCUUAGUUUCUGGUACGUAGUAGAGGUGCUCAAAAAUGUUAGUAGGUAACAAAACUUUUGCUAAGUUUCAGUUUUCAGUCAGCCUUAUCCCUCUUCUGGGUAUAUACCCAAAGGAAAUGAAAUCAGUACCUCCAAGAAAUAUCUGCAUUCCCAUGUUCACUGCAGCUCUAUUCACAACAGCCAAGAUAUGGAAACAACCUAAGUGUCCAUCAACAGAUGAAUAAAUUGUUAUAUAUAUAUAUAUAUAAAAUGUGUGUAUAAAUACACGCAAUGGAAUAUUUUUCAGCCUUAAAAAAAAGGAGAUCCUGCCAUUUGUAACAACAUGGAUGAACCUGGAGGGCAUUGUGCUAAGUAAAAUAAUUCAGACACAGAAAGGAAAAAACUGCAUUUCACUUAUAUGUAGAAUCUAAAAAAGUCAAAUACAUAGAAAGCAGAGAGCAGAAUGCUGGUUACCAGGGGUGGGGAGGUGGGGGAAAUUGGGGAGAUGUUGGUUAAAGGGUACAAACUUUGUUACAAGAUGAAUAAAUGUCGAGAUCUAAUUUACAGCAUGAUGACUAUAGUUAAUAAUACUGUAUUGAAUACUGGAAAUUUGCUAAGAGAAUAGAGUUUAGGUGCUCUCAUCACGCACACACACAAAAGGUAACUAUGUGAGGAGAUGAUACGUUAAUUGGCUUGACUGUAGCAAUCAUUUCACUAUGUAUACGUAUAUCAAAUCAUCAUAUUGUAAACCUUAAGUAUACACAAUUCUUAUUAAAAAUAAAUUCAUUCGGUCUUGGUACCUUUUGUUGGACAGCUGGGUAUAGGGGCUGGGGUAGGGAGCUGCAGGAAAGGAUUCCUCCCCACCUUCUCUUGGCUAAAUAUCAUAUGCAUUUAAGGUCCAGAACAUGCUGUUUAAAAGGUCGUAAUAAAUUAUUUUGUAUGCCAAAGACUUCCCCGUAAUAAAAUAUAUGUAUGCGUACACACUUUAAAUCAUUCUGUAAAUUGAGAUUCUCUAGAUUUCUUAAAUUAAGGGCACAUAUCUAUUCCAUUUCUUAGUAAGUUUGACACCCAUCUAACAAUAUGCAGUUCUUUGGAUUUUUCUUCUAAAAAAUUCAAAACAGUCUGAAACCUGAAGUGUAUGAAAGUGUGAAACCUAAAGUGUUUCAAAUACUACAAUUUUCCAUUUAUAUAGUGGCUACUUGGUUCAUCUCAGGAAAGAGGGACAUUAUGCUUGAAGAACAAAGUCAGUUUACAACAAUGUUAACUCAGUCACUCUAACCAUAUGGCAGAUAAACAAAAUUUUAGCAAUUAUUUGCUGUGAAUUGCUUAGAAGUACUAAAUAUCAAUGCCCAUGUGCAUUACUGGUCCAAGAAAAGCCCAGACUUACCUUUUGCAAGGUUUUUGAUAGCUGAAUGCAAAACCAGUUUGCUUCUAGCCGAACUUCACUUUUAGGUUCUAGUCAUCAACUGACUUGGGAAAAAGUCUGUCCACACAUACAAACACAUUCAUACAUGUAUGUGUACACAUAUAUUUCUGCUUAAAAUACAAGCACAUAAUUCUUCAUGCUUAAAGGAAGUCAGUUAAUAUUUAAACAGGUAUUUCUCUAAUAUUCAUCACUUUGCUGGGACAGAAAAAUUGGCUUUUAAGGCAUAAUAGUUUCAGGUUUUUAGUCAACUAUACUUAGUCAUUAUUGACAAGAACUCAAAUUCAGCUAAAUUUUGAUUAUUAGCAAUACUGGUUUGCUGUUAAGUAUUAAAAAGAAGUGGCAAAAUAUAAUUAUCACAGUUUUUUGUUUAACAUAUAGUACACUAAGGAUUGUUUGGACACAAGUCAAAGUAAUAUUUUUUUUUAAUAAACAGCGUGACGUUACAGACUGCAAAGUUAAAGUAAAGCAGACAUUGACAGUUUCUGAUGAGCACAAACAGUAAGUGCAGUCACAGGCCAAACUUCUUGCCAGGAACAGCAAGACUGGGGAGAGGUCUUAAAUUUAGUGACACUGUAUUAUUCUAUAUUCUCAGUACAAUAACACAUGCACUUGCUGUGCCAAAUACUUUUUGGGCCAUCAUUAAAAGAACAUUUAAAAACAUUUUCCUCCUAACUAAUGCAGUAUACCACAGGACUCCAACUCAUUGAAUGACAAAAUAUAGUGAAAUAGAUUUGCUACAAUAAAUCGGGCUAAAGAGGGUGAUGGGAACUCCUUUUUGAAGCUUCCAAAGUCAACAUUUGAUGUAUCAGUAGUCUAAUUUUGGUAGUGCCACAUUCCCAAGAUGUUAAAGUGUUACGUUCUAAAAGCAUACAUUCUUUUAGAUUUUAUUCAAUCCAAUAAAGUCUGAGGACUGAGUCACAUUGAAACCAUUAACUGCAUUUGAAACUUUGGUUCCAUA